GGAAACGCUGCUGUUUUGGAAAAACUAUAUUUGGACAAAAGACAAGACGACGACGAUCAGUAACAAGCUUCAGUUCCUCCCGUACAACAGCUACAAGCAUUUCCCUUCCAAGAUGGGGAAUGCAAGCUCAUCAGAUCUUUGCUCUAAUUUUGAUGCUGAUGAAAUCAAAAGAUUGGGGAAAAAAUUUCGAAAGUUGGAUGUGGAUAAAUCAGGUUCAUUGAGUGUCGAUGAACUUUCGGUUUUCCCACAGUCGCAAAUGAAUCCCUUAAUUCAAAGAGUAAUCGAUGUAUUUGACGCAGAUGGAAAUGGGGAAAUAAAUUUCAAUGAAUUCAUUAACGGCCUUUCUCAGUUCAGUGUUAGAGGAGAUAAAGAGACCAAAUUGAGAUUUGCAUUUAAUAUCUAUGAUAUAGAUAAAGACGGAUUUAUUUCCAAUAGCGAUCUUUUCCAUGCCCUGAAAAUAAUGGUUGGCUCGAAUCUAGAAGAUGUACAACUUCAACAAAUUGUGGAUAAAACAAUGAUUUAUGCAGAUACUGGUGGAAAUGGUAAAAUAUCGUUUGAAGAAUUCUGUACUGCGGUUAUUUCUCUGGGCGUGCACGAGACGAUGGUCGUGGAUGUAUAGUAAGAAUGUUCUGGAAUAUGAAAACUAUUAACUUGUACUUUUCCAUGAAAACACUAAUGGCUUAUUGUUAUGUAUAUAAAUAUACAGAUAAUUA
This is a messenger RNA of Octopus bimaculoides (California two-spot octopus), 713 nucleotides long. Its product is annotated as calcineurin subunit B type 1 pseudogene. The record is from RefSeq and is a predicted model, not a curated record. NCBI's taxonomy places the organism in Eukaryota, Metazoa, Mollusca, Cephalopoda, Octopoda, Octopodidae.